UACGCCUCAUCCCACAGACUUCUGCGCUAUCAGUUGCGCGCUCAUAGUGAAGGGAAGAGUUGCACUCUUAGUUUUCAUCGGGAACAGGAUUUGUGUACAGUAUAUGGGGACAUGAUUCGAACGCUGGUGCUGUUCUCUCUGCCACUGUAUAUCUUCACUGAGGUGCUGGAAAGAGUCAGUCUUAGCGAAGAGCACGCUCUCACCUGUGGACAGGGUAUAAUUGACUGUGAAGUUAAACCAGGAGCUUGCCUUGGUCAUGAUGAAAAUGUAUUUGUGUGCGGUCUGAAAGCGUACGUGGUGCUCUGCCAAACGAAGGAGAAAACCUGGAGUCUGUGCUUGAAACUUUUGGUGAAUAUAACAGUCAGAGAUGCAGUGGGUGUUGAACUAGCAGGUGAUGUUAGUGGUGAUGAUAAAGCGGCGGACGUCCUUGAGAAAGCACACAGAAGGGUUCUUUAUGAAGAUGAAGAUAACACUACUGCCACUGUUUGUGUAUGUUACACAAACCCUUCGCUGUCAAAAUCCAAAAUCUUACACUUCACGUUGUCCUCUUCAGUGUUUGAUGGUGGCAACACACUACAGGUGUGGAUGUCUUUAGUAGUAAAGAUAAGGGAGGUAGACCUCGGCAGCCCACUCACAGUCUAUUCUUUCUACACAAACUCUACUAAACAAGUCACUAUAUUAACACCUUCAAAAGAAGAAGUGUGUUCGAUGGAUGGAGAUGUUGUGUUCUGUAAAGAUGCUCCCAGGUUGGGUAGAAGAACUGAUCCCAUAACAGGAGCGAUAAUACUGUAUGUGGAAAAUGCAGAUAAAGAGAGAUUCCAAAAAUUCCAGACUUGUCAAAAACUGGAAAGAGAUGGAAAGUGUUUAAAGGUGGAAUGGAAUGAUGCAAGCCAGGAGUUUGAGAUUCCACGCAGCUCUGUUGCCCCCUGUCUGUGCUUUGAGAUUUGGGGUAACUUUCCUCGAAAAGUGCACUGUCCAUUUUUGAAUGAAACAGUUGUUUCAGACUCCAAUGUAUCAGUGUCUGUGUCAGCAAUUAAACUUCAUAACUCUGUGGAAAGUGACAGAACAGCUCUGAUCUGGAACCUUACCUCUCCGUGCCGGCUAGAGACUGAACUUUGGCUUUGCAGGAAAGGCUCAAGUGUCGACAGCAGCUGCAACCAAAUAAAUGACAUGCAUCAUGCACACAAAUACCAGAAACGGAUUAGGCGCAAGGACAAAUGGAUAAGAACGGACGCUGGGCACUGGCAAUUACAAGGAGAGUUUUCGCAAGUUGAACAUAGUUCUUCAUUAUGUGUACAGGUCAAGGUGAGGGGAAUUGCUGGUUAUCUGGGUCCAGUGUGCCCAUUUGAAGUGAAGAGAGCACGUUGGAGUUUCCUGUUACUUGUGUGUGUGUUGCUCGUGUGUCUGUCUGUACUGGGAGCCCACGCAUUUCAGGGUGCACUUAAAAGUUGGAUUUCCAGAUGGCUGAAGGUGGACAACAUGACCAGGGCAGCAGGCGGUGUUGAGGUACUCUUGGUGUGUCCUCCCGACAGAGAUCAUGAAGUCACCGAGCUGAUCUGUCGCCUCAGCUCCAGUCUCUCCACUCUUGGUUUUAAUGUAUCUACGGACCUGUCGAAUCGAUCAGAGAUAAAUUCUUUGGGUCCCAUUCCCUGGCUACACUCCCACCUCGACCAGGUGCAAAUUUGUGGAGGUAGGGCAGUGUUGGUCCUGACCCAGACCACCUGUGAACGGGCAAAGGAAUGGGCACGUCGAGGUGUAGGUGAAAAAUACGAACCGAAAGAAGCCUUUCAAUCUUCACCUUUCUUGGAUGUUUUCAACGCGUCACUGAGUUGCAUUCUUGCUGACUAUUUACAAGGUCGUGCUGGCAAGCGAUUUAUGCUGGCCCAGGUUAAAGAACAAUCUCCUGGGUCAGUGUUGACAUUCCCUGAGUUCUUUCAGGGGCUUCCAUUUUUCAGCUUACCGUCUCAAAGUCUUGGCUUCCUAAUGGAGCUCACGCAUGGGGUCCAUAAGGGACGAGGCAUGGCAAGACAUUGUAAACGAUCCAUGUCGUUGAGCACUGCUGCACAGGCAUUAUCAGGGGCAAUCUGUGGACUCACUGGAAGUACAGGACACAAGUCUGAAACUGAAGAUGCCUAAGAAGGAGCUCCACUACAGCAAAACCAGACAACCACACAAACUAACUCUUACAGAAGCACAAUAGGCUGGAUCUAAAAUACAUUUGAUCACUGCUAUGGAACUAUGUCAAUUUGAUAUGUAAAUACGCCUCUUUUUAUGCUAAGUCUGUAAGCGAUUCAUGUUCUAUGUAGCCUUUUUCACACACAUCAAAACACAAAUGGAAAGUCAAAAAUAGUUUAGGCUACUUUCUUCCUGAUAUGUUAAACUGAAUUUCCAUGCCUUUUCAUGUAUACUGUAUCAAUUCAAUUUACUAUUCUGCUUCUCCUCUGUCUUUACAGUGUCAGCAUGAUAUCAUUUUUAAUUAGAAAUUUGGUAAUAUGUUUAGUGGAGUAUUAAUUGACAUUGUUUUACAUAAAGCAGUUAAUAGGUAAACAUAAAUACACAAAUUAUUCUUAAUAAAAAAAAAGAAAACUC
This is a messenger RNA of Triplophysa dalaica, 2589 nucleotides long. RefSeq lists its product as uncharacterized. The record is from RefSeq and is a predicted model, not a curated record. Gene Ontology annotation, molecular function: interleukin-17 receptor activity. The transcript is spliced from 16 exons. Bases 112 to 2136 code for a protein of 674 amino acids. Lineage: Eukaryota; Metazoa; Chordata; Actinopteri; Cypriniformes; Nemacheilidae.